Messenger RNA from Manihot esculenta (cassava), 3170 nucleotides. RefSeq lists its product as uncharacterized. The transcript has a single exon. NCBI's taxonomy places the organism in Eukaryota, Viridiplantae, Streptophyta, Magnoliopsida, Malpighiales, Euphorbiaceae. The record is from RefSeq and is a predicted model, not a curated record. Bases 867 to 2936 code for a protein of 689 amino acids.
AGAAAAGAACAAUAAAAUUAGAGAGCAUAACCUAGCAUGGAAUUGUUCCAUUGUCUGAUUAAUAUUAAAAUCUGGACUGUCCAUUUCAAGUUUAGUAUAAAACAAGCACAACAAAGAAACUUGGACCAGGCAAAGCAACCGAACCAUCCAUAGCAAAUGAUUGAAGGGACACACAUGGCACCCAAUAAAUGAGCACUGCACACCAUGCGCUGGAGCGGGCCUUUCUUUCCUAUUUCCUUAAACAUCAAAGCCUUAAACCUGAAGGAAAUUGGAAGCAUUCAAAAGAAGCUUUCACUGACAUUAUCAAUAAUGCUGGCCAACAUAAAGGUUGUUUUGUCGUCCACUUACAUUUGUUGCUUUCCAAUCCUCUGCCUCUACCAUUCAUAGUAGUAAGAUCUUCCAGAAAUACCAUCCAACCAUUCUGAUACUGUUUGAAAAUGAAAUUUAUAUGGGUACCCAAUAGUCAUGGCUGUCAAAAUUGAUUUUUUUUCCCCCAAACAUUAAGUAAAUCUAGCAGUUAUGCCUAAGAAAUGCGGCUUCUGCUAAUUAAUAAAUAACCACAUCAUACGAGGUCAACAUGGUGAAACAUACAAAACGUAUAGUAAUCUAUUUUCUAGCUCUGACUUGUUCAACCUGUCCUUGUGGAGCUUGGGAGGCACCCUGUCCCCAUCACGUUUAAAACAAAGUAAAAACCUCCACGCUAGGCAAAGAGCUAUCAAUAAUGACAAUAAAUGCUUCUCACAAGCUAGCAAUCUCAGCUGAUUGAAAAGAAACCAAGAGACCACACAGAGAAAGCAAACAAAAGGGCAGAAACCAACGAUAAAGAUCAAUAUUGUUGAGGAGAGAGCACAAACAAGAAAAAAAAAAUGCAAUCACCUUGCCUAAAAGAAGCCUCCCAAGUAUGCCUUAAUGGCUGCUGUCCAAGCCCUCUACUUGGCUCUCCUGAGCCACAGAAAAAAAUGGGCAAGUCCAGAAACACAGCAGCAACGUGUCGCAGGAACUUCGCUGCAGCAGCUGCUUCCAGUAUCUUCCCAAACACCCAAUUUACAAAUCCUGAGUCUCUUCCAUCUUUGCAAGAAUCAUUUGCAGAAUUCUCCAAAGCUUACCCACAGUAUAUUGAAACCCAUCAAGUUGACCAAAUUCGAGAACAGGAAUACUAUCAUCUCUCGCUUUCCCACCAUACCUGCCUUGACUAUAUUGGCAUCGGUCUCUUCUCCUAUUCCCAGCUUCAAAAACAUGACUCCAGAAAGCAAAUUGUUUCUUCUUCUUCUUCUCAACAUUCACCUCCACAAAUUUCAUAUUUUCCCUUCUUCAGUGUGUCCUACAAGACAGGAAACAUGAAGACACAGCUUCUUCAUGGUGGCCAAGAAUCGGAAAUAGAAUCUGCAAUAAGGAACCGGAUCAUGAAUUUUCUGAAUAUAUCUGAAGAUGAUUAUUCUAUGGUUUUCACAGCAAACAGGACAUCAGCUUUCAAACUUGUAGCAGAGUCUUACCCUUUCCAUUCUAGUAAAAAACUUCUGACUGUUUACGACCACGAGAGUGAAGCAGUAGAAACCAUGAUUAACAGUUCUCAGAAGAAAGGAGCCAAAGUCAUGUCAGCAGAGUUCUCAUGGCCAAGGCUAGGGAUUCAUUCAGCAAAACUAAGAAAGAUGGUUACGAGGAAAAGAAAAAAGAAGACGAAGAGAGGACUAUUUAUCUUUCCAAUUCAUUCUAGAGUGACUGGAGCCAGAUAUCCUUAUCUGUGGAUGAGCAUCGCUCAGGAGAAUGGCUGGCAUAUCUUGAUUGAUGCUUGUGCAUUGGGACCAAAGGACAUGGAUAGCUUUGGCUUCUCCCUCAUUCGCCCAGACUUCCUAAUUUGUUCCUUCUACAAGAUUUUUGGGGAAAAUCCAUCUGGAUUUGGAUGCCUCUUUGUUAAAAAAUCUACUGUUCCAGUCUUGGAAGAUUCCACCACUGCUGGAAUGGUAAGUCUUGUCCCAGCGAAGAAGCUGUUUUGGUUCCUAGAUGAAUCUUCUGGUACUGAUACAGAAUUUGAACAGAUGUCUAAAUGUGCUUUGGAAGAAGAUGAAUUAGAUACAUCAAACUCUUUUUCAGGUCCAAUGUCCAUCCCAAAGAUGUGCUCUGGAAAAUUGGAACAAGGAGAAACCUCCGAGUCCCAAACUGCAGUAAGAACUGGAAAACAGAAAGCAUCAGAAACCUCUAAGACUGAAACUGAAGGAAUGGAUGCAGAACGUGAAGUAUCAGAACCCGCAGCCUCCAAGUCUCCAACCAUAGGAACACCUGAAAGACAAAAAGAAACAGAAACUUCAGAAAUUAUUGAUUUAGGAACACCUGCUAAAGUAACCAAAAAAGAAACUGCCAAACCCAGCAAAAAUCAGACCACGGAGGUUGAAUGCAGGGGAUUGGAUCAGGUUGAUCUAUUGGGACUUUCACAGAUCAGUAACAGGGCAAGGUGCCUGAUCAAUUGGUUGGUGAACGCUUUGAUGAAGCUCAAGCAUCCCAACACAGAGGAAAUACCUGUCAUUAGAAUAUAUGGGCCAAAGGUAAAGUUUGAUCGGGGACCUGCAUUGGCAUUCAAUGUGUUUGAUUGGAAAGGAGAAAGGAUUGAGGCUCCUCUUGUACAAAAACUGGCUGAUCGAAGCAACAUAUCUCUCAGCUAUGGAUUCUUACAUCACAUCUCAUUUUCAAAUAAGUAUGAAGAAGAAAAGGCAAAAGUUCUUGAGAAUAGAAUAUAUGGAGUAAAAGGAACAUUAACAAACAAGAGUAAAGACAAGGCCAGUAUGGGGAUACCAGUAGUUACAGUUGCACUUGGAUUCCUCGCAAACUUUGAGGAUGCUUACAUGCUUUGGGCUUUCAUUGCUCAGUUCCUGGAUGCAGACUUUGUGGAGAAGGCAAAGUGGAGAUACACAGCUCUGAAUCAGAAAACUAUUGAAGUUUAGAUAGAAAUUAUUUGUUUAUUUUUUAUUAUGAAACUCACUGUAUACAAAAACAAUCAUCAAAGGAAGAAAGUGUUGAGCCAAAUUGUUUGUUCAUCUGAUAAUUUCACGACCUUCUGUUAAGUGCAUGAUCUUCUGAGUAGCACACUGCUAUACUUGCAUCUUAGCAUCAAUAAGUAGAUGGAAAGUGGCAGAGUAGUAGAUUAUACUAAGAAACAUGAAUAUCCUUCCUGGUUA